AUGAGGUUUGCGUCAGAAGGAAGUUCAGCGCAAAUACUGACAGUGGGCCAAGUCUUGUUCGAGGUUCUUGGCGACCAUGUGCUGGUGGAAACACAUCUAUGCCAUGGAGCAGAUCUACAAGCCCACGAUGGCAGGUCCGAGGUCACCGUUAGCCUAUGCUUCACAUCACGGGAGCCGCCAGCUGCGGUGAAUGCCAUCUAUGACAGCCGUUAUCAUGGCAAUGUAAAGGAUGAUGUCAAGGAAUGCUUUAUUUCAUUCCCAGGCAAGUUUGCCUCUGGGUGGGACGUGCUAAACGCGGCCAAAGUGUGGCGUGCGUUUUCUUGCAAACUCCCGAAGUUUGUCUCGAAGACGUGCAGAAGAAGGUAA
This is a messenger RNA of Effrenium voratum, 366 nucleotides long. NCBI's taxonomy places the organism in Eukaryota, Dinophyceae, Suessiales, Symbiodiniaceae. The record is from the annotation of a GenBank genome assembly.